AUGAGUUCGUCUGUGCAAUGUUCCGGCCAAAUGCUGCGGAGGCCCGAGCACGGGCGCCUAAAUUGUCCUGAACUGACGACUUGGAUCGCUAAACCAGGGCAGAAAUGCAGACUCGAGUGCGACGGGGGCUACAAACCAUCGAUAGACCGAAUCACGUGUUUCGAAAGCGGCUGGAGUAUCCCCCGGUCACUCUCCGCCGGAGCAACCAGUGCCCAAGUCGCCUGCGUGGGCGGCGGAGCGACCACAAUGCUCAUCGUAGGCUUGCUCGUAGGCGGUUUAAUUUUGAUUUGCUUGAUCGCCUUUGCCUACGCGAAGUUCUCGCAAACCAAAGACGAGGAAAUCGACGACGAGCAAACCAAAAAUGGCCUGCGCGGCGCCAACGCUAGAAGAGCACAAGAAGAAGAAACUCUCCGCCACGAUCGGAAGAAGGGCAGCGCGUAUGACAACCACAAUCUCCCCCACAAUCCAAAUAACAUUUAUUCCACGGAACCCGGAAUGCUCGACCCAAGCUUUGCGCGUGGAAAUUCGCCAGACUCGUACGCUAGUGGAUAUCCUCUUAUGAUGCAUGGUCAGCACCACCCUUACGAGACCCAGAGUCACUUGGGCAACAUGUCCCCGCAGAGCCAGAUUCCGUCCAACUAUGAGACCUUUCACUUGCCGCCGCAAAUGCAACAACAGAUGGGAAUGAUGGAUCCUCGCGCUUCUAUGGCAUCCAUGUCGGGUCCUUAUGGCCACAUUGGACCAAUGGGAAUACCUCCAGGAGCUCAUUUCGGAAUGAACGGAGGAGUUCAACGAACAAUGAGCUUUUCCCAAGUUCCGUCGACCUACGAUCACGUCCACUUUGGCAACUUCAAAGGCCUCGGCCCCAAGUCGAAAUCAUACAGUCCGGACGGCUACGAUGUUCCCAUCUAA
This is a messenger RNA of Oikopleura dioica, 912 nucleotides long. The record is from the annotation of a GenBank genome assembly. NCBI's taxonomy places the organism in Eukaryota, Metazoa, Chordata, Appendicularia, Copelata, Oikopleuridae.